AUGAUGCGAAAGGGGUCCAUUAAUGCCCUCUUUACUGACAAGGAGCUUGAAAGAACCAACCAGAUUUUUCAAGACAUCACUUUUCCGAAUCUCCAGUAUCUGGAGAUGUAUCUGGAUGCAAACCUCCCCACCAUACGUUUGUCUAUGCUUAAUGCUCAUGCAGUCCCCAAGUUGCGUCUUAGUUGGGUUGAUAAGUCAGGCUCACUCGAUCGUCCCCAGGUUCCCGAGAAAGACUAUGAAUUCGAUUGGCUGGACGAUCUGGUGACGUUGGAAAAGCUGACCAACUUCGAAAUGAAUCAGGAGCGAUUGCCGUAUGUGGAGAAGAUCAGUUAUUUUGAUGAGGAACUUAGGGGCGAGUGGCUGCCGAAGGCUAGGCAGCGCCUGCAUUGGGUCUGCUUCGAAUUCAAGACUUCACUCGAGAUGAACGGAGAUUAUCUAGAAGACUGA
Penicillium macrosclerotiorum is the source of this 447-nucleotide messenger RNA. RefSeq lists its product as uncharacterized. The record is from RefSeq and is a predicted model, not a curated record. NCBI's taxonomy places the organism in Eukaryota, Fungi, Ascomycota, Eurotiomycetes, Eurotiales, Aspergillaceae. The transcript is spliced from 2 exons. The coding region runs from base 1 to 447 and encodes 148 amino acids.